AUGUGUAUAUGUGUGGUGACCCCCUUGUGCCCAACACAACGUUCGUUCUUCUUCGACCCCAAAGAAAUCGCUUCAAUGCGUGCUCUUCUUCCUCACCACCUUGCCGCCAAAUCCACCACCUUUGAGGUCCUCACAGCAUGGCUCUGGCGUUCUCGCACAACAUCACUAGAAUGGCCAAACCCUAACCAAGAGGUUCGUUUGUUGUUUGUCGUGAAUUCACGUUUCGGACAUUUCAGGGUCAACCCUCCACUGCCUGAAGGGUUUUACGACAAUGCUUUCGUGUCUACAGUCGUAGUAACCACUUUGGAGAAACUUUUGGAUCAUCCCUUAGGGUACUCCUUGGAGCUAGUGAAGAAGGCCAAGUACGACAUAAAUGAAGAGUAUGUGCAGUCGGAGGUAGAAGGAAGUUUUUGGUCAGUGUCUUUUCUUGUGUCGGACCUCACAAAAGAUAGGUUAACAAAUGUGGACUUUGGGUGGGGCAAGGCUAUGUAUAGUGGGGCAUCCAACGCUGGUUUGGGGGAGAGUAUGCUUGAUGUGAGUUAUUAUGUUCCCUACACCAACUCUAAAGGAGAGUAA
Cajanus cajan (pigeon pea) is the source of this 576-nucleotide messenger RNA. RefSeq names its product 13-hydroxylupanine O-tigloyltransferase. The record is from RefSeq and is a predicted model, not a curated record. Lineage: Eukaryota; Viridiplantae; Streptophyta; Magnoliopsida; Fabales; Fabaceae.